AUGUCUGCCAUAGCAAAUUCAGCCGGAUUCUAUUGGCAAUCGUCUUCACCUUUUGAUAGAUCUAGGUUACACAGUUCUCCUGUCCCAGUUCAUGCGAUCUCACAGAAUUCCGAUAUACUUUUUGGUUCAUAUGACUGUCCACGUUUAAAAAUAUUACAAAAAAUGCAAACAUAUAUGACUUAUUCAACAAAAUUUGAAAAUCAACAUAAAAAAUUGUUUCAAAUUCUUAGAAAUAAUACUGGUUUGUCAAUUAAUAAAUUAACUAUUGAACAAAUUGCUAAUUUUCUUAAAUCUAUCAAAAAUUACAAUGUUACAUUACCUUCAUGGUGUACAAAAGAACUUUUAAAUGAAUUAUUUGAAGUUGCAGACUAUUAUUGGAUGAAAAAGAAAAAAAGAAAAAAAAGAAAAUUCAUAAACAAUUAA
This is a messenger RNA of Schistosoma spindalis, 423 nucleotides long. Lineage: Eukaryota; Metazoa; Platyhelminthes; Trematoda; Strigeidida; Schistosomatidae. The record is from the annotation of a GenBank genome assembly.